CCAGGCAUCACAUAAUCAAAACCACACAACCAGACAAUCAGUCUCAGUUGUUCAAUAGUCUUUCAUGUUUCAUGUCAGUUAUAGGUUCAUCCAAUGUUUGAAUGAUGCACUGUUGCCUGAUCCUCAUCUUUAUCUUAGCUGUUUUUGGACGGGGUUGGUCUCAAAACAACACCAAGAAGAUCAUUAAAACCGUCAUAAUCUACAAGUACAAGUGCAUAUAUGGAAACCUUACAUCUGGGACUUCCUGCAACAAUUCUUUCUGUCCUGAAGGAACCACAAAUACAUCGGGAUUUACCUUUCCAAGAACUUUCCUAGGCCAGUUUGCCUCAUCUAAAGAGCUAUGUAAAAGCGGACCAAAUGCUGGGAUUCCCAAGGCAUCAGCCCUCUGUAACAUAACAACCCAUGUGUUUAAUGCUCCAAACAUUCUGGAUUGUACUAUAACCUUGGACGACAUUCAUGCAAAUAUUUCCGGGGUUUCUGUGGAAGAAAAGAAGUCUCUGGCUUCCAAUACUCAGAUCCUUACAUCAAUGCCAGGACUUCUAACACCACUUAACAUCACAAACGCAGUGAAUAUAGCCAACAUGCUGCUCUCCUCUGAAACCCUUGAAUCAACGGAUAUUGCUGUAUCUACAGUAGCCACAGUCAGUCAGCUCCUGAGUGCCAGUGCUGAGAAAUUCUCUCAUGUCAGCCGUGAUGCUCUUUCUAAUCUAACACAGACUCUGCAGAAUUUCUCACUGCGCGAGGAAUCAAAUAACUUGGUACAGCCAAAUUUGGCAGUGCAGUCCUUUAAGGGGAAAAAUGGGACUCAACAAGUGCAGUUAACCUUAUUUAAAGGUAAUGACACCUUUACACCUAGGAGAAUAAAACUGGAUUCAAAUAUGACUCAUUUUUCAUCUGAAGUUGACAUACAGAUGAAUAUCACAUUCAGUAAAGGGAUGGACAAAGAUGUUGGGUUUGUUCUCUAUGAUAGUGAUCUUUUUUUUCCGUCACAAAGCUUUAAACCUUCUCUGAAUACCAAGAGAAGAGUGUUCUCUGCUAACCUGUUCAAAAAUGGUUCUGGCACCAUGGAAGUUCAGUUUUCAGUCACACCAUCGCAUGAUCCCACGAUGUCCCUCAACGACUUUGCAUGCGUGUUUUGGAGUUACAGCGAAAAAGACUGGAGUACAAAAGGCUGCACGAAAACAAAGAGCUUCUCAGGCCACACACAGUGCAGCUGUAGAUUUGAACAUGAAGAAAAUCAACAUGAAGAAAAUUUUGAAAAUAAUAACUUAAAUAAGAACUUUGCAGUCCUGAUGUCUAUCAAUAUAAACUUUCAGUAUUCAGAAGAAUUACACUGGAUCAGCAUUGCCGGCUGUACUCUUUCUAUAUUGGGUCUGGCUGUCACAGCAGUUUACCAAAUUGCAACCAGGAAGUCAAGGGGAUGCAGCCCGACUCUGCUUUUGGUGAACAUCUGCUUGAGCAUGAUGAUUUUCUAUCUUCUCUUCAUCUUUGGCAUAAACAACCCUGUCGUACAUGCAAAAGUGUCUAAAGUUGCAGCAGAAAAUCGUAUUCCUGUGUCAGACUAUCAUCGAUACUCUGACGAGGGUCCUUGUACGGCAUUUACAGCCUUGAUUCAUUACUUCUUGUUGGCCACAUUCACUUGGAAUACUCUGUAUGGAAUUAAUGUGUUCCUUAUUUUCAAAACAACCACAAUAUCUGGAACACCCCCAUGGUUUCCCAAGGUGUCCAUAGCAGUCGGCUGGGGGUUUCCCGCCAUCAUUGUUGGUCUCUCACUGGGUUUCACUUACAGAGUCGACGAUCCUUUAGGUUAUCGACAAGAAGAGUUUUGCUGGUUGGCUUUCUUGGACCCCAAACAUAAUUUCAGUUUGAGGAAGCCAAUGUUCUGGGCAUUUCUGCUUCCUUUGGGUAUCAUGCUGUUCUCCAACAUGGCAAUAUUGCUGCAUUUCUCUCUGAACAUCUGCAAGACCAAACCUAAUUUAAACAGUUCGCGUCAAACUCCUCUAAAGAAGAAGAUUCUGAGUAGUUUUUCUCUGGCUGUGAUGCUUAGUCUAAUGUGGUUCACUGGUUACAUUUUGCUUUUCACCCAUGAACCAACUCUCCACUGCACCCUGAGCAUAGUUUUUUGUGUCUGCAACACAACACAGGGCAUACAAAUAUUUAUUUUAUUCACUCUGAGAUCCGUAAUAAAAUCAUAUCCAGCCAUUCUCAAGGCCAUGAAUGCACCCAACAUUGGCAUUCACAGGAAAGUAGUCCUUCUAUGGAAAGUUAAGGCAAAAGAAAAUAAUGAAACCUACAGACCCACUGAUCCUGACUCCACCGGGAAGCCUUAGGUCAUCAAUGAGCUGAAGGAGAUCAUUGGAGGCUGUGCUGAUCACAUCACAUCACAUCAGUAUAAAGGCACAACCUGUGAAGUGAAUCUUAUGUUAAAUGGAUGCUGAGAAAGGGGGAUACCAACUUGAAUUAUGGUGGAUGUAUGUGUGAUGGGUGUCAUUAUUUUAGAAAUUCAGUUUGAUUUCAUUUAGUAUGCAACUCAGUUUUAUAUAACAGGCAUUUUAGAUGCGUAUCAAUUUCUUAAAAUGAUUCAAUUUUGAUGUUGUAAUUGCAUUAAAUCUUUUUCUUAUUUAGAAACCAAUCACAGGCAACAAUUUUCACAGUUAAAGUUGAACAAUAAAAUAAUUAUCGUUACAAUUACAGACAAUUAUUUUCCCAGUUAUUAUCAAUAACAUACAUCUUCUGAAACAAUUGCAAUAAUACCAUGUAGUCCAUAUAUUGCAUAUUUUCUGUUUUUCUUUUCAUCUCUCCUUUCAAUACUAAUACAGUAUGUAUUUUAAAGCUGCUUUUCAAUAAUGCAAAAUUUUGAAAAGUGCUAUAGAAACAAAACAUACAUUUAUAUGAUAUUGAUUUGUAUUCUGAAGCUUGGUUACUGACUUUGUAAAAAUUCCUUGUUAAACUAAAACAUUUAAUCAAGUUGAUAUAAAAAUUGUGGAGGAGUUGCUAUAAAUGACAAAAAGUUAAGUUGAAAUAACUUAAUUCAGCUUUAUUUUUUCAUAAUUUUUAAUUUUUAUUUAAAUUCAGAGUACAUUGCAAGGUUGCCAACAAAAUAGCCCACUGUCCUUACGCCAAACCCCAAGACUUAGAAAUGCCACUACCAUCCCUAAAAUACAUGAACUUUUAUGCAAAACACGCAUUUUCUUCUUACAGUAAAUAAAUAAUUAAUAUUAUAUAAUAUAUUAUAAACACUGAUUUUAUAAAUAAAUUCUUCCACCUUUAACCUGCUGACAAAACACAACAGUUUAAAAGUGGCCCAGUUCUGUGUGAAAACCGUGGACUUGGCAACACUGCUGUAUUGUUAAUGCAAUAACUUUUUAAGGCUUAUAUUUUGUAGUAUUUUUUGUUAUUUUUAACAUACUUUGAAUCUAAUUUUUAAUGUCUUAAACAUUGAUAGUUUUACAUUUAUUCAGAUGUAUCUCAAAUUGUAAUAACAGAAUAAAUGUAAAAUAAAUAAAUAAAUGGUAUAUUAAAUAA
Paramisgurnus dabryanus is the source of this 3525-nucleotide messenger RNA. RefSeq names its product adhesion G-protein coupled receptor G7-like. Gene Ontology annotation, biological process: G protein-coupled receptor signaling pathway; cell surface receptor signaling pathway. Gene Ontology annotation, cellular component: membrane. Lineage: Eukaryota; Metazoa; Chordata; Actinopteri; Cypriniformes; Cobitidae. The record is from RefSeq and is a predicted model, not a curated record. Gene Ontology annotation, molecular function: G protein-coupled receptor activity.